CCCCCUCUGUUCCGCGCUAAGACAGCUGAGUCACACACGCGUCUGAUUCAGUCCUGUGAGAAAAAAAGAGCGGCUACAGGCGGAAUAUUGCCUUCAAGUCCUCUUAUUUGCGUCGAAAGAUGUUGACGAUAACCCUGAAGACGCUCCAGCAACAGACGUUCAGAAUAGAGAUAGAGCCAGACAUGACGGUUGAAGCCCUGAAAGAGAAAAUAGAGAAGGACCGAGGAAAAGAUGCAUUUCCUGCUGCGGGACAAAAACUGAUCUAUGCAGGAAAAAUCCUAAACAAUGAAACCACGCUGAAAGAGUACAAAAUCGAUGAGAAAAACUUUGUGGUGGUCAUGGUUACCAAGCCUAAACCUGCCCCUCCACCUCAAGCUGUUCCACAGCCGACCCCCCAACCGGCUGCUCCAGCACCACCAGGUCCUGCGUCGGCCCCACAGUCGGCCCCCUGCCCUGAAGCCCCGCUCCCAGCCACAGGCGACACCGGCCUGGCUUGUGUCGAAGUGACGGCAGGCCUCGACUCAGAAGCAGCCCAACAGUCAGACUCGGCCCAAUCCUCUGCCCCAGCUGCCGAGGCUGCCCAGACAACACCGGACCCUGCGGCCCCUCCCACACCGACGGCCCACCCGGACAAAAAGCCAGAGGACGACUCUGAGAACGAACCAUCUCCCCCUGCAGAAGUCCUUUCCACUGCUGCCAGCCUCGUCGAUGAUCUGGGUCUCCUAGAAGAAGCAGCGUCCAUACUGGUGACGGGUCCUGCCUAUGAGAGCCUGGUGUCGGAGAUCAUGUCUAUGGGUUACGAGCGGGAGGAGGUAGUCGCCGCACUCAGAGCCAGCUACAACAACCCCGACCGAGCAGUGGAGUACCUGCUCACGGGCAUUCCUGCAGCGGCCAGUGAUCCGCCACCUCAGGAGCCAGUUGGACCCAGUGUGCCAUCCGACCCCCCCGCCCCCGCUACCCAAGAACCCCAGCAGCCCCCCGUGACUUCAAACACGGGGCCAGAGUCCGUCAGCCAGCCUCCCUCCCACGGGGGGGGUUCGGUCUCCACAGGGAACCCUUUGGAGUUCCUGGGGAACCAGCCUCAGUUCCAGCAGAUGAGGCAGAUCAUCCAGCAGAACCCGGCCCUCCUGCCGGCCCUCCUGCAGCAGCUAGGCAGGGACAACCCGCAGCUACUGCAGCAAAUUACGCAGCACCAGGAGUGUUUUGUACAGAUGCUGAAUGAGCCACGAGCCGGAGACCCGGCGGGGGACGAGGCUGAGUCCGAGGGCCAGGGGUCCCCCCCAGGGACAAACUACAUCCAGGUCACCCCACAGGAGAAGGAAGCCAUUGAGAGGUUAAAAGCACUCGGCUUCCCCGAGGGCUUAGUCAUCCAGGCCUACUUCGCCUGCGAGAAGAACGAGAAUCUAGCCGCCAACUUCCUGCUACAGCAGACAUGGGACGACGACGACGAGUAGUGGAGCAUUGGGGCCGCAGAGCAGGUGACUACACGUGGUCCACGCCAUGUGACUGCACGUACAAUGCUGUGUGUGAAGGACGACGCCCUGGCCGCCUCCCCUCCACACAGCCGGGAUGAGCCGAGCUGCUGACAUCAUUACCGCCGCCGCUUGUGCCCAGCGAUCCUGUCCGGCAGAGUCCAGGCAGGAGUCACCUUUAUGUAAGAAAGCCCAUUCCCGCCCGUAAUAGAAAGUCAGAAGUCCUACUUCUGAGAAACAACUGUCAGAAUUGUCAGACAAAAAGUCACAAUUAUAAAAAUUAAUAAUUUAAGUAAUAAAUGAAGUCAAAAUUAUGUUAUUAAAACAGUUAAAAAUGACUAUUACAAGAUGAAAAAGUCAAAAUUCUUAAAUCUUGUUGUUUUCUUCUGCUGGCAGAAAUGGGCCUCCCAGAUUUAGAGGCUAACAGGCUUUAGUUUUCAAAGGGGUUCACACAUGCUGCCUGUAGAUCAUUUGUUCAACUUUGACUGUACACACACAGUGUGUGCACUCAUGAAUGUAUCUGUCGGGUAUAAACACACGAUGAAAAUAUGUGCGUUUGUUAAGCCCCGCAUGUUGAGUUCACCUGAAAAAGUGAUGCAAGCUGUUGACUGCUGUUUAGGAGCACUCAUUCCUUUAUAUGGGUGGAUCAUUUCAGUUACUCUGCUUCUUUUGCCAUUGGUAAAAAAAACACUCCAAUGUUUUAGCAUAGCAAUAAUCCUGGUGGUUGCUUUACGUCUCAUCAACCGUGCAGAUGUGUAUGUGUGUGCUUCUAUCCAAGGGCAGGGACAUCUGCGAGGUGACCUCAAUACAUUUCAAUCUUUACCGCCCAUUCUUGCCAUAACAAAAGGAAUGUUAGGAAUGGAAAGAUGUUGAGAUAAUGACUCCUAGUGUUGUUUCUUCUGACUAUCUUGGUCUUUGUGCUGUUAUUUGGAUUUUAGGUAAGCCCCCCCCCCCCCCCCAUGCAUGCAUGCAUGGUCCACAUAUACAUUUUGGACUAUUUUGGUUCCAUAACAUGUCUUCUGUCAGACUUCUCGGUAAGAAAACAUGUAUUUUACUACUUUGUCUGUUUCAGUGGGCGUACUCCUAAAUCUAAAUGCACCAGAGGUUUGCAUGAUAUCAUUCCUCAUAUGCACAUUCAAACACUUCUGAUAAUGUCAACAAUCAACUAGUGAAGCUUCAUGGUGAUAUCUAUUAGUUAGAUUUUUUUUCACCCAAUUGAGCUGUAGGGUUUCUCCUACCAAAAAGGGGGAAUGGGGGAUUUAUUGGUUGAUAUUUAAUUUGACUGUUUCACUUUGUCCUAUUUUGCUUUGAUACGAGUAAGGCAAAACUAAACAUUUGACGUAGUUUACAACAAUUUUUAGGGAGAAUUUAAUCAUUUUCAUUUAAUAUAACCGAAAGUAUUUUAUUUUAUCACCUGACGUAUACUUUUUGGUGGUGGUGGUUGUUAUUAACAGGUUAAUUGUUGAUCUAUUAAAAAAAAUGGCAGAAAUGGGCUUUCAGACCCAAAUAUCUUCAGUUUGAUUAAAAAAACCCUUGCACUCUAUUUGGAACAUUCAAUGUUCUCGUUGUGCAGUCCCACAUGAAGUGUUUUGAUCUCUUGUUGUCUACACAGAUAAUGUGUGCUGUGAUACGUUUUGUAGGAGAAAGGGUCUCCGCAUAAGAACUGUCAGCAUGGUCUCACUGUGGAGGGUUUGUCUUCAGAUACAGGAAAUUGAAGAGUGAUUAUUAAGUGCCACAUAGCAAGCUUUGUGAGCAAAUUACACUAAAUAAAAUCAAAGUUGAUUUUAACUUUGUCAUUGUCAAUAUGUCAUUAGCUCCAAAGAAAGACUACUUUCAGACAAUCUGUUUGUGUUCUAUUAGUCUCAUGUCACAUCUAUGCACCUUAAAGCUGUCCCACUGAGACAUUGUUCAUUCAUGGCUUAUGGUUGUCAACAACUUCAACACUUUUCAUUUUGCAAAAGGAGUUAUGGUUUACAAUAAAGCAAAGCACAGUGUCAAAGUAUUGCUAAUGAUUACCGUUUUAUUUAUAAAGGUGGUGUCAAGGGAAUUUAAGUGCAUAUAUAUUUUCUAGUUUUUAGCGUGUACUUUGUCUCUUCCUUGACUCCUCUUUCUUGUGUUUGAACUGGAAAUGACCAGCCGUUUUGUAUACACUUUUGGGUGAACGGGAGCACUUGAAUGUUGUACGGGCUGUUCUUUAGCUGUGAGGGCUAUUUGGUUGCAUGCAAUUGUUACACAGCUGUUUAUAGCAUGACAGUGGGUUGGAAUGAUGAAGCCACCAGUGUGGUGUUGCCUUAUCUUACCCAUUUCUUUUCUUUGGGAUUUAUCAAAAAAUGUACAUUACGACUUUAAAUACACUUUAUGGUUUAGCAAAAUUGUUGUGAAAAACUAUUUAGCAUUGUGUAAAAAUAAAUGGCUUUUACAAAUUG
Molecule: messenger RNA, 3898 nt
Organism: Pungitius pungitius (ninespine stickleback)
Lineage: Eukaryota; Metazoa; Chordata; Actinopteri; Perciformes; Gasterosteidae
Gene: rad23ab
Product: RAD23 homolog A, nucleotide excision repair protein b
Exons: 10
Coding region: 120-1454 (444 amino acids)
Biological process (GO): proteasome-mediated ubiquitin-dependent protein catabolic process; nucleotide-excision repair
Cellular component (GO): nucleoplasm; cytosol
Molecular function (GO): proteasome binding; ubiquitin binding; damaged DNA binding
Source: RefSeq, a predicted model, not a curated record